CAUACAAUGCUACUGUAAAGGAUUACGUCUUGUGCCAUUUAUUUCAACAGAAGCUUGCUUUUGACUCCACAGCGGGGAUGUGUAACAUCAGAUGUUAGAAAUCGGGUGUUUUGGAAUGGUCAACAAACUAUUGCUUCACUCCUGGCAGAGUUUAUAUCAACAAAUGAUGCUUUCAAUAAAGUCUGAGAGGACUGAUACUAUCACGCGUCCCAAAGCCUGUAUUAGUUUUAUGAACGUCAGAUAAGGGGCUUUGCAUCGCCUUGUUUCUCCUUGUUAACACAGUAAUGGCAGAGGGCAUGUCUGUUAAACAUUUACUUAACUUUUCUCCUGGAACUUGGGGUCGGGUGGCCAUGGACCCCUUCAGCCAGCUGAUCCUGCUCAUCUCGGUGGUGAGUUUUUGCACUUUCCAGUGGCUCUUUCACAGCGUGAGCCCCUGGGCAUCGUCCAGAAUCAGCCCUGGCUUCCUCAAACUCACCCACAAACAGAAGAUCGAGUGGAACUCAAGGACCGUGUCCACGCUCCAUGCCCUGUUGGUUGGCCUCUUCUGCCUCUACAUCCUGUUCUUCGAUGAGGCCGUCAAUCAGGACCCCGUAUGGGGAGAUCCUACUCUGGUGAAGAUAAACGUGAGCAUUACUACAGGCUACCUCAUAUCUGAUCUGCUGCUUAUAUUUUACUAUUGGAGAGCAAUAGGAGACAAGUUUUUUGUAAUCCACCACCUGGCAGCAUUGUAUGCUUACUACUAUGUACUGGGUCAAGGAAUGUUGCCUUAUUUUGCUAACUUCCGUCUGCUUGCAGAGUUUUCCACACCGUGUGUAAACCAACGCUGGUUCUUUGAAGUAUUAGGUUACCCCAAAGCCUCCAAGCCCAACAUGGCUAACGGGGUACUGAUGGCGGUGGUGUUUUUCCUGGUGCGGAUCGCUGUCAUGCCGGUGUACUACAGCCGAAUGUGCUCGGUGUACGGCACGGAGGCCUUCUACAAAGUCUCCUUCGGCGGCCGAAGCGCUUGGAUCUUCUCCAGCAUCUGUCUGGACAUCAUGAACGUCAUGUGGAUGCAUAAAAUCGCCCGCGGUUGCUACAAAGUCCUGCGUUCCAGCCGGAAAUCGAAACCCGAGAGCCAGGAGAACGGAAAAACCGAUUGAGCGAAAAAAAGAAAGGGCGUUCGAAUUUUACACCACUUGCUCACAGACAGGGUCGUUGUCUUAUUGACGGUCUUCACGGGAUACUAUGGUGUGAUGGCGACCGGUAAAAGACUUCGAAAACCACCCCAGAGCAAUACUUCAGAGUUAAGACCCCGAAACUCUGGCAAAAUCGAGAUCCAGUACACCAGAAAAGACUGGCCGCCCGCUUUUAUUUUGCGUUCGUUUUGAAACCGUAGACCAAACGUGCAAACGGUGCACUGUUCGGGAACACCGGCUGAACUGUAUUUUAACCGUGUUUGGUUUUAAUUCUAAACCGUGGGCAGGUAAACCACAUUAUUUAUUCUUCAAAGUUGGGUCCCGUCGCUCUCAAUCGCUGUACUGUGCAAAGGGGCCAAGCGGUCAGUCACCUGAUGUUCACGUUUACUUCAAAGCCGCGUAUAUUGACUGUGAAAGAUUCAUCCACGCAACUGCACUGCACUAAACGAGGGAAGUCAGCAAUCUGGAUCGGUGUACUAAAGAAGAAUUAAUGUCACAUAGAUAUUUUGUCGAAUGCACCUGAUGAGAUCCAACUGUUGGUUAAAUUGGUGA
Messenger RNA from Puntigrus tetrazona (Sumatra barb), 1727 nucleotides. It is a transcript of the gene tlcd4a, whose product is annotated as TLC domain containing 4a. The transcript is spliced from 7 exons. The record is from RefSeq and is a predicted model, not a curated record. Gene Ontology annotation, biological process: lipid homeostasis. Gene Ontology annotation, cellular component: membrane; endoplasmic reticulum. Bases 285 to 1139 code for a protein of 284 amino acids. Lineage: Eukaryota; Metazoa; Chordata; Actinopteri; Cypriniformes; Cyprinidae.